ACGGCUAGGAGCGCAGACCGCAGUGUCUACUGCUUGUUUGCACAAAACAAGUUAAGAACUACGUUUCCCGGGAUGCUUUUCCAGUCUCAGCAUUCGAACGUAUGGUGGGGCGACAGGCUGAGUGCUGACAUGGCUGCUUCCAUGGAGUUGGUGAGAUCCAAGAUCGGUCCACAGUUAAUAAUCUUAUUUUUUCUAGGCUUAUUCAUCCCCUCAGCAACUGCACUCAUUGAGGGACUUUACUGCGGUACAGAUAUUUGCUAUGAUGUGCUUGGGGUAUCCAGAGAAUCAACAAAGUUAGAGAUUGCACGGGCUUAUAGACAGCUAGCAAGAAAGUAUCACCCGGACAGGUACCGGGCCGGGGAUCCAGGUCUGGCUGGAGAGACUGCAGAAAGUGCCCAUCAGAAAUUCCUACUCAUCGCCACUGCCUACGAGACGCUGAAGGAUGAAGAGUCGCGGAAGGAUUAUGAUUACAUGCUGGAUCACCCUGAAGAGUACUACAGCCACUACUACCAUUACUACAGUAGGAGGCUGGCGCCCAAAGUGGACGUCAGGAUAGUCAUUCUCGUAACAGUGUGUGCCAUCUCUCUGUUCCAGUAUUAUAGCUGGUGGAGUAGUUACACUGAAGCCAUUAACUACCUAACCACCGUACCCAAGUACCGAAUCCAGGCUGCAGAGCUUGCCAGACAACAGGGGCUGCUCAACAAGACUAAAGAGAAGGGUAAAAACAGGAGGUCGAAGGAAGAGAUCCGAGAAGAGGAGGAGGAAAUUAUCAGGGACAUCAUUAAAACCAAGAUCGACAUCAAAGGCGGCUACCAGAAGCCCAGCAUAUCAGACAUACUGCUGUGUAAGAUCGUGCUAGCGCCCUACUUCUUGUGCAUGUACGUCAUGUGGUACUGUCGGUGGAUAUACCUCUUCACCAUCAAGGGGGAGGAGUAUGGGGAGGAGGAGAAGCUCUAUCUCAUUUGCAAGAACAUGAAGAUGUCCCAGGCUCAGUUUGACAGCCACGAGGACCAUCAGGUGCAAACCUUCUUGGAACGACAACUUUGGAUCAAAGAAAACUAUGAGGUAUACAAGCAAGAGCAAGAGGAAGAGAUGAAAAUGAAGAUGGCGUUGGACCCUCGGUGGAAAAGAUACAGACGGUGGAUGAAAAAUGAUGGGCCUGGAAGAUUAACGUUCAUUGAUGACUGAAGACAAACCACACUACACUACCACAAAUAUAGAUAUACAUAUAUAUAUAUAUAUAUAUAUAUAUAUAUAUAU
Messenger RNA from Polyodon spathula (Mississippi paddlefish), 1260 nucleotides. Its product is annotated as dnaJ homolog subfamily C member 25-like. The transcript is spliced from 4 exons. NCBI's taxonomy places the organism in Eukaryota, Metazoa, Chordata, Actinopteri, Acipenseriformes, Polyodontidae. Gene Ontology annotation, biological process: protein folding. The record is from RefSeq and is a predicted model, not a curated record. The coding region runs from base 73 to 1188 and encodes 371 amino acids. Gene Ontology annotation, cellular component: endoplasmic reticulum membrane.